Messenger RNA from Canis lupus familiaris (dog), 518 nucleotides. It is a transcript of the gene NDUFA7, whose product is annotated as NADH:ubiquinone oxidoreductase subunit A7. Gene Ontology annotation, biological process: mitochondrial electron transport, NADH to ubiquinone; ATP synthesis coupled electron transport. The transcript is spliced from 4 exons. NCBI's taxonomy places the organism in Eukaryota, Metazoa, Chordata, Mammalia, Carnivora, Canidae. The coding region runs from base 59 to 400 and encodes 113 amino acids. Gene Ontology annotation, cellular component: mitochondrial inner membrane. The record is from RefSeq and is a predicted model, not a curated record.
UUCUUCCCAACAUCCCCCGCGGUAGGACGUCAUCGGCGCCCUUCAGCGCAAACGGAAGAUGGCGUCCGCCACUCGCGUUAUCCGGCUCCUGCGGAACUGGGCAUCCGGGCACGAUUUGCAGGCGAAGUUGCAGCUGCGCUACCAGGAGAUCGCCAAGCGAACUCAGCCUCCUCCCAAGCUCCCUGUGGGCCCCAGCCACAAGCUCUCCAGCAACUACUACUGCACUCGCGAUGGCCGCCGGGAAGCUGUGCCGCCUUCAGUCAUCAUGUCCUCGAAGAAGGUAUUGGCGCCAGGCAAGCCUGCAGAGAGCCCUGCUGCAGCUGCCACUGAGAAGAAGGCCGUGUCGCCAGCUCCUCCAAUAAAGAGGUGGGAGCUGUCCAAGGACCAGCCUUACCUGUGACUGCACCCUGGGGGCACCUGGCCAGGCCCUCAGGGCCAUCUGGGUGCUUCCCCUCCUCGUAUUCCUUCCGGGAGACCAUGACUUAAUUAUGACAAAUACACCUAGCUCUCCAGUAUUA